Penicillium antarcticum is the source of this 1539-nucleotide messenger RNA. RefSeq names its product snoRNP complex protein NOP56 (gene sik1). The record is from RefSeq and is a predicted model, not a curated record. The transcript has 3 exons. Gene Ontology annotation, cellular component: box C/D methylation guide snoRNP complex; small-subunit processome. Bases 1 to 1539 code for a protein of 512 amino acids. Gene Ontology annotation, molecular function: snoRNA binding. Lineage: Eukaryota; Fungi; Ascomycota; Eurotiomycetes; Eurotiales; Aspergillaceae.
AUGGCCGACUUCCUCCUCUUCGAGGGCCCUAUGGGCUACUCGCUUUUCAAGACCGUCCACAAGGGCGAUACUGUUGGCAAUGCCUUGAAGGAAGUUCAGGAUGGUGUCAAUGACCUUGCUAAGUUCGGAAAGAUGGUCGAGCUUUCAAGUUUCCUUCCUUUUGAGAACAACAAGCAGGCCCUUGGCGAAAUCAAUGACAUCUCCGAAGGUGUCGCAUCCGAGACUUUGAUCUCUUUCCUUGACUUGAACCUCCCUAAGGCGAACAAGAAGAAGAAGGUGGUUCUGGGUCUUGCCGAUAAGGGUCUGGCAGGAAGCAUCAAGUCCGCUUUCUCCCACGUCGACUGUGAGACCGGUGACACCAGCGAGAUCGUUCAGGAUCUUCUCCGUGGUAUUCGUCUCCACGCUGGCAAGCUGCUGAAGCAGCUGCGUGACGGUGAUAUGGACACUGCCCAGCUCGGUCUUGGUCACGCCUACUCCCGUGCCAAGGUGAAGUUCUCCGUCCAGCGUGACGACAACCACAUUAUCCAGGCCAUCGCCAUCCUGGACCAGCUCGACAAGGCUAUCAACACUUUCUCCAUGAGAGUCCGCGAAUGGUACUCGUGGCACUUCCCCGAGCUCAUCAAGAUUGUCUCCGACAACCAGCGCUACGCCCAGGUCGCUCUCUUUGUCAAGGACAAGAAGAAUCUUACUGACGAGAGCCUGCACGACCUCGCUGCCCUCGUUGAGGAUGAUGAGGGUAUUGCCCAGAGUGUCAUUGAUGCCGCCAAGCACAGCAUGGGCCAAGAGAUUUCUGAGGCCGACAUGGAGAACGUCAUCUCCUUCGCUGAGCGUGUCAACAAGCUCGCCAACUACCGCAAGUCGCUCUACUCUUACCUCGUCGCCAAGAUGAGUGUCGUUGCUCCUAACCUUGCUGCCCUGAUCGGUGAGGUUGUCGGAGCUCGUCUGAUCUCCCACGCCGGUAGCUUGACCAACCUUUCCAAGUACCCCGCCUCCACUGUUCAGAUUCUCGGUGCCGAGAAGGCUCUGUUCCGUGCCUUGAAGACCAAGGGUAACACCCCCAAGUACGGUCUGCUGUACCACUCUUCCUUCAUCGGCCGUGCUGGCCCCAAGAACAAGGGAAGAAUCUCGCGUUUCCUUGCCAACAAGUGUUCCAUCGCUUCCCGUAUCGAUAACUUCUCUGAUGCCCCUACCACCAAGUUUGGUGAGGCCCUCAAGGGUCAGGUCGAGGAGCGCCUGGAGUUCUACGCCUCUGGCGCUGCCCCCACCAAGAACGAGGUUGCCAUGAAAUCCGCCAUGGAUGCCGUUCUGGCCGAACUUGACGACGUUGAUGGCGACAAGAGCGACGAGGAGAUGGAGGACGCCGAGGUUGCCGAGGCCAAGAAGGAAAAGAAGGAGAAGAAGGAAAAGAAGGACAAGAGCGAGAAGGCCGACAAGAAGAAGAAGAGAAAGUCCGAGGGUGGUGAGGGCGAGUCCGACAAGAAGAAGAAGCGCAAGCACGACACGGACGCUGAGCCCUCCAAGAAGAAGCAAAAGGCCUAA